GACCGGCGCAUUAUGUGCACAACGUACAACGCUGUGCAGCAGCCCCUGCGAGCGAACCGGUCGCAAAAAGCUGCCCCCGGCCUCGGCACGUCCGCCCGCACGCCGUCGGCGCGACGCAGCCCAGGAGGUGCCUCAACCAUGCGACUUUGCGCUGCAGUGCUCGCCGCCGGGCUCGUCGGCGGCGGCCGCGCGAUGGACGACAACACGAUCAAAGCCGCCGUGGAAUUGUGGGAGUCCGAUCCCGCCGCCGCCGAGGCGACGUACGGCCACAUUUCUUCGUGGGACACCGCGGACGUGGUCGACAUGGAGAAAUUGUUUCAUUUUUCGACUGACUUCAACGAGGACAUCGGCGCGUGGAACACGUCGAGCGUCACGUCGAUGAACCGCAUGUUCUGGUACGCCAUCGACUUCGAUCAACCGAUCGGUGCUUUCGCCGCGUCCGAGUCCUCUGCGCCGCCGGGAGCCGAACCCGCGCAGGCGCCUGGGACGUCCGCAAGGUCAAGGACUUUGAGUGCAUGUUCUGCUACGCGGAGGUGUUCAACCAAGACAUCGGUGUUUUGCGGCGUCCUUUUUGUUUUUGGACUUGGUUACGAGCACGCCAUCGCUGCAAUCGGACUUUCGUCACCUAUACGCUAUCGACGCAAUUCUCCUUCGACGAGGACAUUGGCGCGUGACCAGCACGCCAUCGCCGCGACAGUCCGAGCUGAGAAAAAUACCCACCAGCACGCCAUCGCCGCGAUCUCGGACCCGCGCAGGUGACUGGCGCGUCGACAACGCCGAGACCAUCGACCGCAUGUUCUACGGCGCCUCGGCCUUCGACCAGGACCUCGGCUGGUGCACGCUCGCGACCGUGGACCGGGCGUUUCACACCUCCCCGUGCCAGUCGAACGACUGUGUUUUGCCGUGUCCUGCGUUUCCCUUCCUUUGUUUGUUCUCUGUCGCGGUGACUUUGCGCCGGCGCCCGUGGCGCGGAGCCUACGGCCACGCCUCCGACGAGAGAAAUACCCCCAAACGCCAUCGACGCGGCCUCACGGCGUCGCGUACGCGCGCAGGCGGCGUCCUGCGCGGCGUCCGUGCCGAGGACCCCGGGGCGCUCGGAGCGUGCGAGCCCGAGAAGACGCCGGCGCCGACGCCCGACCCGGAGGGGCGAGUCUGCAACGGCGGCCCCUACGACGGGCGGAGGUGCCAAAAUCACGGUUUUUGUCAGCAACCGGACCCAAAUCAGCCGGACCUAGAUGCGUGCGACGACUGCAAGUGCAUUACGAGGAAGGAUAGCGACGGGGCGGCGCGGACUUCUGCUGGUGGCUGCUUUUUUGUUUUUGUCUUGGGGGUUUUGUUUGGGGUAAGUUGAGGUUGAGAACCCCCUAUACGCCAUCGACGCGACGCGACCGAGAAUCUGAAUCACUGGCACAAAACAUCAUUACAUACUAGACAGCCGGGCCGCGCGC
Molecule: messenger RNA, 1448 nt
Organism: Pelagomonas calceolata
Lineage: Eukaryota; Pelagophyceae; Pelagomonadales; Pelagomonadaceae
Source: the annotation of a GenBank genome assembly